Prunus armeniaca (apricot) is the source of this 297-nucleotide messenger RNA. NCBI's taxonomy places the organism in Eukaryota, Viridiplantae, Streptophyta, Magnoliopsida, Rosales, Rosaceae. The record is from the annotation of a GenBank genome assembly.
AUGGCGUGGCGAUCUGGGUCAUCGCUAUCAAGGUCUCUAAUCUCAACAGCAAGAGCUUCAACAAUCCGGUCAUCUCCAUCAAUCUCGUCCCUUCCUCGCUCUCCGCUUCAUAAUCUCCGGACCAGCUCGCGCCGUUCCCUCUUCUCCCUCCCAGUGAAUGUGAGCCAAUUAGCCUGCGCGCAAUCGCUGAUGCCAUUGCACAGCGCACUAGCCUCGGCCCGGCUCACAAGCCACAUUUCCGUCGAAGCGCGCCAUUGUUGCGAGCUGUCUCAGGGUACCUCCAUUGAUCCCUCGUAG